AUGAUUGCUCGCUUAUAUUUCAUCGGUGGUUCUGCUUUUGUCUCCGGAUGUUUUCUCUUUCACAUUUUCUAUACGGAUCUAUUGCCAGAUUACCGGAAAGCGAUUUAUUUCAUCAUAGAAUCUAUCGUUAUUCUGUGAGUUAUUGAUGUCUGGAUUAAAUUAUGAGAGCGAUUUUUUAGCUACCCAAUGUUUCUUUGCCCAAUUUGCCUGACAUCAUCUAGAAAAGCCUGCAAGACCAAUAUUUCACCAUUGAUUGUUGAUUCUGAUGUUUAUUUCAAACAACUCAAAAAUUCUUGGAAUUGA
This is a messenger RNA of Caenorhabditis angaria, 303 nucleotides long. NCBI's taxonomy places the organism in Eukaryota, Metazoa, Nematoda, Chromadorea, Rhabditida, Rhabditidae. The record is from the annotation of a GenBank genome assembly.